AUGCUUAACCUCAAUGGUGCUUUUGCACUUCGAUCAAUAUCGAUCACAGGAGUCGCUGUGGGUGUUUUGUUCACAUGGGCCAUUUAUCGUCUACUACAAGUGGGAAGUCGAGACAAGCGAUAUCCUCCGGGUCCUCCAACUAUACCAAUCCUGGGUAAUUUGCACCUGGUACCCAAGUCCGGUCUGGGAAAGAAGCUCAAGGAAUGGGGAGAAACCUAUGGCGGUGUCUACUCUCUUAAAUUUGGAACGGGUACUGUCAUAGUUUUGUUCGAUCGCAAGGCCAUCAACCAUCUACUCGAUAAGAAGGGCAUCAUCUAUUCCGAACGGCCGCAGAGCUAUGUUCCAUUUCUUGUCACAGGAGGUGACAGCUUUGCAUUUAUGAACAGUACACCUUUAUGGAGAGCUGAGAGAAAAGUGGCCGUUCACAAUUUAUCGCCGAAGAUGCUGGAAGAAAAGGUUAGGCAUAUCCAGGACGCAGAGUCGGUGGUGCUUCUUGCGGAUAUCCUAGAUAGGCCUGAAGGAUAUUACAACCACAUCAAAAGGACCACAGCGUCUGUGGCCAGCGUGGUGGUAUUUGGACACCGAGGUCCCACUAUAGACAAUUUCUGGGCCCGUGCCGUCUACGACGCAAUGGAUAAUUACUCUGCAGCCCUAGAACCUGGUGCCAACCCUCCAGUGGAUGAGUUCCCUUUCUUAAAAUAUAUCCCUGAAAGCCUCGCCGCCUGGAAGAGACGUGCCAAAGGGUCGUACAAGUGUAUGGACGACACUUGGAAUGAGGCUCGACGCAGAGUUGACGCCCGACGAGAAAAGGGGAUCAGACGCAACGCCAUCAUUGAUUCUAUCCUGGAUGGCGAAAAGCAUAGCGACUUGGAUGUCACCUACAAGCAGAUGAAUCAUUUCUUGGGCGUCGUUGUCGAAGGCGGAGCAGAUACGACGGCGUCGGCCACCUUGACCUCGAUGAUGUAUCUAGCUCUCCAUCCAGAAUUCCAGGAAAAGGCUCGUAAAGAAUUGGAUGCCGUGUGUGGCACGACCAGAUUGCCUUCGAUUGACGACUUUGAUGCGAUACCCUAUAUCAACUGCUUAAUCAAGGAGGCAAUGAGAAUUCACCCAGUUCUUCCUCUUGGGGUGCCGCACCGAGUCAACCAGGAUGACUGGUAUGAAGGCAUGCUGAUCCCCAAGGACGCCACCGUCAUCCUCCCGACUUGGGCAAUGCAUUUAAGCGAAACCCAAGGAUACAAAGACCCUGAAUCGUACAACCCCGACAGAUUCUUAGGCUUUCCUAGAUUUGCGGACAGCUACGCUGGUAGCCCCGACUUCCAGAGCCGCGACCACUAUAGCUAUGGCGCGGGUCGACGAAUUUGUCCAGGUAUCCAUCUUGCCGAGAGAACCCAGUGGCGCCUGAAUGCAAGAAUUCUAUGGGCUUUCGAAGUACAGCGAAAGGUCGACCCGAAGACUAGCAAGCCGAUGCCAAUCGAUGUGAACAACUACCACGAAGGGAUCUCCCAUUGUCCUGCGGAAUUCCCGAUUGUUUUCAAAGCCAGAAGCCAGGCGCAUAUCGACGUUAUAAGAAAUGAAAUGACUCACGCCAAAGAGUUCUUGAAGGCAUGGGAUGAUUGA
Cladophialophora psammophila CBS 110553 is the source of this 1617-nucleotide messenger RNA. RefSeq lists its product as uncharacterized. The coding region runs from base 1 to 1617 and encodes 538 amino acids. The record is from RefSeq and is a predicted model, not a curated record. NCBI's taxonomy places the organism in Eukaryota, Fungi, Ascomycota, Eurotiomycetes, Chaetothyriales, Herpotrichiellaceae. The transcript has 7 exons. Gene Ontology annotation, molecular function: heme binding; iron ion binding; oxidoreductase activity, acting on paired donors, with incorporation or reduction of molecular oxygen.